AUGAAAGAAGAUUACGAGGUUGAUGAGAAGAAGCAAGCUGCUGCUGAUGUAUUGUUUAGUUAUUCCAAGUUUGCUAUGGCUUGCAUCGGAAACCAGACUCGUCCUACUGACAUGAGGUUGCAUUUGAUGAAGGAGAUCUCGGGAUUGCCAACUUCGCUGAAAAGAAGAGACUCUUCUAGAGCGGCAACUUCUCCUGAUCCAGUCGGUGAAUCAUCAAGCUCUGGUACUGCCAGGCUAGAUAAAACGGAUAGUUUCAGGGCGCUUUAA
Molecule: messenger RNA, 267 nt
Organism: Arabis nemorensis
Lineage: Eukaryota; Viridiplantae; Streptophyta; Magnoliopsida; Brassicales; Brassicaceae
Source: the annotation of a GenBank genome assembly